AUGGACGUGAUCCAAGACUGGGCGACGCUGCUGCUCCAACACGUCGGAAGCAGUUCGCUGCAACCGUUACUCCCGCUCUACGACACGCUGCGCGUGCACGUCGUCCCGUUCGCGCAAACGCUCGUGGCCAAGCUCGCCGAGAAGCCGGACCUCGCGACGCUCGCGCUGCUGGCCAUCAUCCUGUGGCUCUCGCUCAAGAUCCUCGGCUUCUUCUACGGCCUCGUCAUGUACUGGGUGCGCAUGGCUGUGCGGCUGGCGCUGCUGGCCGCCCUGCUCGCCGCGGGCACCUACGUGGCUACGCGCGGCGUCGAGGGCGCCGCCGACGACGCCAGGUAUUGGGCGGGCGUGUGGACAAAGGAAUAUCGCCGCUAUCAGGACCAGGUGGACCAGGCGCGCGAGUGGCAGUUGCAGCAGAUGCAGCAGCAGCAACCUAUGGCGAGGAGGUGA
This is a messenger RNA of Aplosporella prunicola CBS 121167, 447 nucleotides long. RefSeq lists its product as uncharacterized. Bases 1 to 447 code for a protein of 148 amino acids. Lineage: Eukaryota; Fungi; Ascomycota; Dothideomycetes; Botryosphaeriales; Aplosporellaceae. The transcript has 2 exons. The record is from RefSeq and is a predicted model, not a curated record.